Messenger RNA from Phanerochaete carnosa HHB-10118-sp, 327 nucleotides. RefSeq lists its product as uncharacterized. Lineage: Eukaryota; Fungi; Basidiomycota; Agaricomycetes; Polyporales; Phanerochaetaceae. The transcript has 3 exons. The record is from RefSeq and is a predicted model, not a curated record. Bases 1 to 327 code for a protein of 108 amino acids.
AUGAUCAGGGAGGGAAAUGCGCGUGUCGCAGUGUUUGCAUCCGAGGGCAACGCGGGGGCGUUCAACUUCCAGGGAGGUGACAUCGGCUAUAUUCCCGCAGCGCACGGCCACUACGUCGAGAACACUGGAAACACAACGCUCCGCUUCCUCGAGGUCUUCAAGACUGCGACCUUCCAGGAUGUCAGCCUGACUCAGUGGCUCGCCCUCACACCCCCUGCGAUGAUCGAGGCGACGCUUAAUAUCAAUGCCGAGGACCUCAAAUACUUCAGCAAGACCAAGCCCAUCGUCGUCGGUCCCGCUCCGGUCAACGGCACCACGGUUGCCUGA